This is a messenger RNA of Nothobranchius furzeri (turquoise killifish), 3088 nucleotides long. It is a transcript of the gene vps51, whose product is annotated as VPS51 subunit of GARP complex. The record is from RefSeq and is a predicted model, not a curated record. Gene Ontology annotation, cellular component: EARP complex; membrane; GARP complex. Gene Ontology annotation, biological process: Golgi organization; Golgi vesicle transport; endocytic recycling. Lineage: Eukaryota; Metazoa; Chordata; Actinopteri; Cyprinodontiformes; Nothobranchiidae.
UUGGAUUGGCUACAAAAGCGGAAAUAAGGCUAACAAUCUGCUGCUUUCAUUUGAGAGAAAAAUAGUCUUAUUUUUCGCAUAUUCGCUCCAAAAAUACUCGUUAUUUAGUGCAGAUAGUGGAGUUAAACUGACAUAAGAUAUAAUUGAAGAUAUAAGUUGUCGCCUGUGUCCUUGUUCCGUUUGUCAGCUGGCCGGAGUUCAGUAUGGAUGUCGACGCGGACGGCGCAGUGGCGAUGUCGGAGGAGUCGGGGAGGAGGCGAAAGGUGCACGGCAUGCUGAAGCUUUACUACGGGCUGAAUGAAGAAGGAAAGGCCCCAGAGCAACCGGAGUCUCUGAAUCCCUGCGACAUCAACGGGCCACAUUUUGACCCGGAGCUGUACCUUAACAAGCUCAGAAAGGAGUGCUCUCUUGCUGAGUUGAUGGACCAAGAGACCUGCAUGGUGAAGCAGAUCCGUUCUUUGGACAGCGACAUGCAGACCCUGGUCUAUGAAAACUACAAUAAAUUCAUAUCUGCUACAGACACCAUAAGAAAGAUGAAGAAUGAUUUCAAAAAGAUGGAAGAUGAAAUGGACUGCCUGUCUACAAACAUGGCGGCAAUCACUGACUUUAGUGUUCGGAUCAGCGGGACGCUCCAAGAUCAGCAUGCACAGAUCACCAAACUCUCAGGGGUCCACAUGCUGCUGAGGAAGCUUCAGUUUCUGUUUGAGCUGCCUGCGAGGUUGAACAAGUGUCUGGAGCUGCAGGCGUAUGCUCAGGCAGUGAGCUUCCACCGGCGUGCACGCUGCGUGCUGCAGCAGUACAGCCACCUGCCCUCCUUCAAGGGAAUUCAGGAUGACUGUCACGCCAUCAUGGAGAAGCUCGCUCAGGAGCUUCGACAGAAAUUCAGGGAUGGCGGUACGAGUGCCAAAGAUUUGUCUGAGUGUGUGGAGCUGCUCCUUCAAUUGGACGAGCCUGCAGAGGAGCUCUGUGAUAAAUUCCUUAGCCAUGCCCGGUCUCGACUCGAGUUAGAUCUCCAGAGCCUAGAAGCAGAGAUAAAACCCUACCCAGCUUCAAAGAAAGAAGCAUCUACACGCAGAUCCUCAGGUAACAUGUCCUCUGGAUCUCCGACUGAUAACUCCCCUAAGAUGAGCUCUCUGUCGUCUCCCACCUUGAACACAGACAUCUUGGAGUUCAUAGACAGAGGAUGCAAUGAAUUUGUGAGCAGCUUAUGUUUAGUGAUUACAUCCUAUCAAGAACUGUUCAUCAGCCAUGCUCAGACAGGGGAACUAGCUUCAAAGAACAUCCCUCAGAUGGCAAAUGGUAAGCUGCACACCUUUGUGGAUGAUUUGACCACCCGGUAUUUCUCACUCGUUGAGAGGAGGAUACAGGAAGAGAAAGGGGUUAGUGAUAACUCCCUCCUGGUCCGUGCACUCGACCGCUUCCACCGCAGGCUACAGGCUGUGUCCAAACUGCUGCCAGGCUCGGCGGUGCCCAACAGGGGGACAGAAAUUGUCAUAAGAGCAGCUACAGAGCGUGUGAAGCAGUACCUGUGUGCCCUGCAGAACUUCUACAUGGACAGCCUGACGGAUGUGAGACAGGCCUUGGCGACGCCUCGGCUCUCUGUGGCUGGAGGUGCAGCACAUCUAGGUGGACCUGUCACGGGUAGAGAUGCACCAACUAGCCUACCAGAGCUGCUCUCUUCUUUGUCAGCUUCUAUUCUCAACCAGAUUAAGUCGGUGCUGGCGUCGGUUCACCUCUUCACUGCUAAGGACAUCACGUUCUCCAAUAAGCCGUACUUCAAGGGGGAAUUCUGCAGCCAAGGUGUGCGCGAGAGUCUGGUGGUGAGCUUCAUCAAGUUUGUGUGCCAGUCCUCUCGCAACUUUUGUGAAAGCGCGGGAGACAAAGGAGGUUCCACUCCUCCAGCCCUUCUGUUGCUGCUGUCCCGGCUCUGUUUGGACUUUGAAACGUCCACCAUCUCCUACAUCCUCACACUCACAGACGAACAGUUCCUUGUGCAGCACCACAGUCCCAUAACACCGGUCACAGCUUUGUGCGCAGAAGCCAGAGAGGCGGCACAGAAACUACUCAAUCAUUAUGUCAAGGUUCAGGGUCUGAUCAUCUCCCAGAUGUUAAGGAAGAGUGUUGAAACGCGCGACUGGGUUAACACCAUCGAGCCACGGAACGUCCGUGCUGUCAUGAAGAGGGUAGUAGAGGACACCACGUCAAUUGAUGUUCAGGUGGGUCUGUUGUAUGAAGAAGGUGUGAGGAAGGCUCACAGCAGCGACUCCAGCAAAAGGACCUUUUCUGUCUAUAGUAGCUCCAGGCAGCAAGCCCGCUACGCCGCCAGCUACACUCCAAGUGCUCCAAUGGAUACCAACCUGCUGAGCAACAUACACAAGCUGUUUUCUGAGAGGAUCGACAUAUUCAGCUCAGUGGAGUUCAACAAGGUCUCUGUGAUGACAGGAAUCAUCAAAAUCAGUUUGAAAACUUUUCUGGAAUGUGUCCGGCUGCGCACUUUUGGCCGCUACGGUCUGCAGCAGAUCCAGGUGGACUGUCACUACCUGCAGAUGUAUUUGUGGCGCUUUGUGUCUGACGAGAAUCUUGUACACUUCCUGCUGGAUGAAAUCGUGGGAAGCUCCGCUCACCGCUGCUUGGACCCUUCUCCGAUGGAACAAAGUGUGAUUGAAGUCAUCUGUGAAAGAGGUUAAGGGACCGUUCAUCCAGCUUUAAAACAUGUAUCUGCCCUAACAGCAAAAGGUUUUCUACUAGUCAAGAAAAAAAAUGACAUUAAUUUAAGCUCGCUUAGAGUUAAAAUUGACAUUUUCAUAUUUAAACUUUAAAAUAUUGAAGAACUAAUUGAUAAUUUCAUUGAUAAUGAUCAAAAAUGUUAAUCAUUGCAAACCUUAGUAUUGAUGAGAAAAUAUUAAAGACUAAAGAUCAAUGAACCUGUUCCUCUGAAUAAUUAGCUGACCUUUAUUUUAUUUCUAAUAACACUAAAUCCAGCACUUUGAUUAUAAAUGAUUUGUUUGUGUUCCUAUAGUCUGAAUGUAGAAACGUUUACUGGUGAGAAAUGGUCUAGAUGUGUCUUCAAUAAACAAGUUUAAUCCUG